UUGCGGACGCGUGUUGACUCAUACCUCACCUGCAUACGCCAGGAAUGACCUCAGACUACCUGCAGGAGUACCGUGCAUCACUCACAGGGUUCCACAAGGUUUUACAGGGAGAAACGACCGCCACUGUUUUCAUUAAGCGACAAGAUCAAAACACAACCAUGAUGUAAACAAUGGCUGGCCGGCUGGCGGUGUCUGUGGCGCUACUUGUGAGGGGGGCGGGAAGGUGUGGCUAUGUGCUACCUGGUGCUGGCCUGGUGACACGGGGAGACAGCGUCACAACAGGUCCCUCCUUGUGUGCAGCACGACCCACCUCAGCAGUCUUCAGGUGAGUAUUGGAUUCAUGCAGCACCUGGCAGGAUGCUCAGAGUGUGUAAUUUGUCACCAGUGAAGCCAUUAGCAGAUGCCGGUUGGCUCCAAGAGAGGAAGAUGUGGUAUGUAGUGGAAAGAAGUGUUUACAUGCAGCACUGCCAAGGAUUCUGUUCCAUGAAGCAGGAAGUGAAUGAGUUAUAUACCCUUUUUCCUCACAGGACACACAGCACCUGCAGGUUCAGGAUGAUUUCUCCACUCAGCUUCACGUCAACGGCCAGGAAAUGGAGGGGAGUCUCUCUCUGCUGCUGCUCCUCUCAGCACGCACGGAUGACACUGCCAGCAUCCAAUACUUACUGCAACAGGCCAAAGGAGCCGGGGUGAGGCCCAGUGGAUACACAAUGGAAAAACUUCUUGACACUUAUAUUAAAAGGAAACAUCUCAGUGCAGCUGUCAGUUUGUAUGGCAGUAUCAGAAGAGAGUAUUCUGAGACUGCCUUAGAUCACUGCACAGUGCUACACUUUUGUACAAUGUUAGUUGAAAGUGAAAAAUACAUAGAGGCAGCACAGACCUUGAGAGAAUUUGUGGAGACAGGCAAGAGACCAGAAGUUCCCCCAAAAAGUACUGCAGAAAGUUGCAAGGUUCUCCUUAGCAAAGCAGCAGAGGUAGGAGGUUAUGAGAUAGCAAAAGAAAUGUUUGACCUCCUCCUUUUGGGCAGACUGGUUGAUCCCGGGCCUCAGGUAGUUGCACCUUUGCUGCAGUGUAAACUAGACAGGAAUGACUUGCCAGGAUCUAUUGAGGUGGCUGAAUACAUAUACAAAAACUUCAACACUCUACCCAAGAGGAUGGAAAUCUUAAUCAGACUAAUGCAACACAACCCUCCCACAGAGGAGAACUUACUGCCUGUGCUAAAGAGAGAUGGCAUCCAAACUCAGCAAGACUCAGAUCUGCUGGGACGUAUGUUUGAGCUGGUCCAGGCCUGUUAUGGCCCAGCACAGGCUCAACAUGACUUGCUGUUUGCCUCCUUGGAGUCUGGAUAUCCAGAUGCUGCCUGGCUUGUGCUCCAGACAUUAGGGGGUGAUGUAGAUGGCCGCCAGGUUCUGAGGAUGUGCAAGAUAUAUGCUAAAAACCAGCGGGAAGUUGCCUUGGAACACCUUUUGGUGGCUUCAAAGGGAAUCACUAACAUUGAUCGUCUCAAGAUCAGUGAACUGCUGUUGGAUGCUUACACCAUCAGUAACGAGGCAGUGGGUGAGAAGGCUCUGUCCCUGUGGACCUCAAUGCAAGAGGAAGGCCUCACCCCUUCCCCCACCUUUCUUUCCAACCUGGCAACACUCUUGGAGAAGUGUGAGAUAAAAGUUCCAUUUCAAGGUCAAUGAAAUAAAGUUAUUUCUGACUCAGUGUUAUGAAAUGGAUUAAAUUAAACAAAGCAAUUAAUCUUGUCCUGCAGAGGAAAGUAUGAGUUGUAAAUGCUGGAAUGGGGAAUUAUUUAAUCCUGUGAGGUAGAACAGUUCUGUGGUACUUGAUGGCUGUGUGCAACAUGAUGAAUAGGAAAAAUGUUACUCUGUGUAUGAGUGUUUUAUGAAUCCAUUGGUCAGUAAUGUAGGAAUCAGGAAGAGCAAGGCCAGGGUUGUUACUGUAUUCUCUGCAUGUGGUAAAGAUGACUCGAAGAAAUAGAGCAAGGGGACUAUGGACUCUAUUGUUAUAAUUUUGACUUGAGAUGAGGCUUGACUCUUGUCUCUCCACUAGCCUUCUGUAAGCGGCAUAUCGACCAUGUAUAUUUAUUAACAGUUGCUAAUAAACACAUAAGUCUAU
Messenger RNA from Portunus trituberculatus (swimming crab), 2118 nucleotides. RefSeq names its product leucine-rich PPR motif-containing protein, mitochondrial-like. Lineage: Eukaryota; Metazoa; Arthropoda; Malacostraca; Decapoda; Portunidae. The coding region runs from base 591 to 1682 and encodes 363 amino acids. The record is from RefSeq and is a predicted model, not a curated record. Gene Ontology annotation, molecular function: protein binding. The transcript has 9 exons.